GUAAUUGUUCUUCCACGAGAAUAGGUACUUUGUUCUUGUCUUGCCCGAUUGUAGCUGCGACGAUAGCAUAUACUACUUCGCGCAAACGAACGAAAACGAGGCAGCAAUUAUCUUCAUUUUACCUCAGGCUAUGAUAUAGCUCAGAGUCAGUGUCGAGCUGAGGCUGACUCAGACUGCUUUGAACAGAGCUUGGAUUGAACUUGGAACUGGUCACCAGGCAACCAAAGUUCGGCUUGGUUCAGAUCUGUUACAGCACAUCUCCUCUUGCCUGUCCAGAGCGUCGCUUCUCUGUCCGUUGCUUCGAAAAUCGGCCUUUGUUGAAGCGCGUUGUGGCUUGUUUUCUUGGGGUCUCCUGCUGCAACAAUGUCUUGGCAAUCGUAUGUGGACGACCACCUGCUGUGCCAACUUCCAUCAGGGAACCAGCUCCGGCAUGCGGCAAUCUAUGGGCAAGAUGGGAGCCUCUGGGCGGAAAGCGCAGAAUUUCCAAAAAUCCUCCCUGAGGAGAUCGAAAAGAUUGUGGCUGGAUUCGCAGACCCCAAUCUUCUUGGACCGACAGGCAUUAUGAUUGCGGGACAGAAGUACAUGGCAGUUAUGAGCGAAAAGGAUGUGGUCCUACGAGGCAAGAAGGGUCCCGGAGGCUGCACAAUCAAGAAGACAACGAGUGCACUCCUGAUUGGCAUUUACGAAGAACCAGUGCAACCUGGGGAAUGCAACGUGGUUGUCGAGAAUCUUGGGGACUAUCUGAUUGGCCAAGGAUACUAGGCAGUCCUGUGUAAGAGCGUUGUGCCGAUAUGCAUCCGUUCUCAUGUGAAAAGGUCCAACUGCCAGUAUUCAGGGAGGAAGAAAUGAAGCUUGCCUUCUUCAAUAGUCUGUAGUUGCUUAUCUUGUCGAAUCAGGCUACCUGGACGAUGACGAAACACAGUAGUCCAAUCUUCAAAGAAACUGUCCUCAACGCUGGCAACCACCAAUUUUGGCGUUUUGGCAGCAUCUUUUUGCACAAACGAGAACGUAAACAAGCUUUUCUGUGUGAAGGAGAAAUGCUCGGAAAGUGCUUUGCUUCCUGCAUGAGUUGUCAUAUUAUCCUUGUUUUAUAAGUUCUCAAUCCUUGGCACAUGGUCCCAACUUUGCC
Klebsormidium nitens is the source of this 1129-nucleotide messenger RNA. The record is from the annotation of a GenBank genome assembly. Lineage: Eukaryota; Viridiplantae; Streptophyta; Klebsormidiophyceae; Klebsormidiales; Klebsormidiaceae.